This is a messenger RNA of Haemonchus placei, 570 nucleotides long. The record is from the annotation of a GenBank genome assembly. NCBI's taxonomy places the organism in Eukaryota, Metazoa, Nematoda, Chromadorea, Rhabditida, Trichostrongylidae.
AUGGCUGUCGAUGUGGCACCUGUGCCAUACUCUACUGUUAUUCUUCAUUGCUUGAAGUAUCCCUAUACUGGGGUGUACGGCAUUUUGCUCGGCACAAAGACGGGUAACAAGUUUAAGGUUUCUGCUGCUGUCCCUAUUUCUCAUGAGUCGUCGCCUCUUGCACCUGCUGUGGAAGUGGCACUAGCAAUUGUCCAUGCAUCGUAUCCGAAUAUUAUCGGCGUAUAUUUUUCGAAUCAGAACUACAAGGAUAGAAGCUUGAGCCCCUAUGCCAUUCGAUUAUGCGAAAGCGUCACCUCUGUGUGUGGAACGCCAGCAAUCCUCGUGCAGGUUAUCAAUUGGAAUCUGAGCCCAGAUUGUGAAAGCAAUUCCCUGGCAGCUUACGUGAAAGAUGGAGAAAAUUGGAAAGACACGAGAUUGGAUACGUCAUCGGAAUCAUUGACGAUUUUAUCGCAAGCAAUUCAAAACAAGCUUUAUCGGACGCUGUACGACUUUGAAAAUCACCUCGAUCGACCUGAAUGUGACUUCUACAACACGGGCCUUUCACAGAAACUUGGACAAUUGAUCGGAUGA